Molecule: messenger RNA, 2034 nt
Organism: Talaromyces marneffei
Lineage: Eukaryota; Fungi; Ascomycota; Eurotiomycetes; Eurotiales; Trichocomaceae
Exons: 1
Coding region: 1-2034 (677 amino acids)
Source: RefSeq, a predicted model, not a curated record
AUGUCGGAGCAAGAACAAGGAAUUAUCCAGCAUAGCAUGCUACCUCCUCCAUAUAGCGAGAGAGAGCCAGUCCCGGUGCAGUUUCAGAUUCGUCGAAAACCGAUCGGUGUCCAGAACGCUAGUAGCGAAAACAUAGCAUCUGCUCCGAAAAAUCAGAAUACCCAUUCGUUCGCGACAAGUAUAAGCCAGACGAAUCAGCUGGGAGAACAGAUUCGUAACUCACAAGCUACACAACCUAGGGACCGUCCAAAUAUUUCUCUUCAUACCCCAUCCCCACCGCCUAUACACACUCUAAUUACGGAUGGCCAUCUCAUCGCCAGUCCCUCUUCGGCUUCGAGCAGUGCAAUUCCUUCAUUGGAAGGUACCAGUUUCUCCACAAGUACGACCACCUCGUCCGUAAGCGAAACAUCUCCUGGGGCCGGACCGGCAUCUGGGGGUUGGAAAAAAGCUGCCACGGAACAUGCUCAAAAGGCAUUCCAGGAAGCAAGACAUUUUGUCGGGGGCUUGAUAGCACAUCCUACUGUCAGCAAUAAACACUACACCAUCCUGAGGCAUUCCCAUGGGGUGGUAUUCUAUCAGGGAAGCAAUACUUUCCUUGCAAUCUCCAUUUUUGUGGACGAACCAUUGCCCAGGGACCGCACAAUAUGGAUGCAGUGUAAAGGAUGGUCUGGAAAGACCGGCAUGAAAGCAAAGGCGCUUUUUGGCUUAAAUGACAGCUGGCUUAAUGUAACACCAACUCUGGCCAUUAAGCCGGAUCAAGUCAACGCCAGCGAUGAACGUGCUUGGCAGAGAGAUAUCAAACGGUUUCGAAAGAAGGCUUUUGGUACCCCUCUGGAAUCUCAUGUGCUUCGAGAAACGGCCAUCAUCCGCGUACCUGUUGAGACGACUGACGGCUACUAUCAGCUAGUUCUUUGCCGCGGCGAGCAGAAACGCAAAGUUCUUUGCACAAGCCCUGUCUUUCGGGUGAUUUCAACCUCAUCAGAUCCGUCAUCUCUACGAGGGGCAAGUUUGAGCACGCUGCCACUGGAGUUAGGGCUAUGGAUUGGCGGAAUGUACGCACAAAGUACGGCAAGUACUAUUGUCUCUCCGAUAACAUCUCGGAUACAGACCGCUACAAAGCCGCUUAUGCCAUCACGAAAAGCUCAACUGGCUCUUCAGACUGCAUACACGGCGAGCGGGUUGCAAAACCGCGUUGGCACGGGUAUGCAGGAUGCCACUGGUCGUUAUGAUGAGGUUGAAACUGAAGCGUUUACUCGGCUCGGCAUGGUAGAUGUAAACAUUGAGACUGGUCCGGUCGCGCCAUAUCCCGUCGACUUUGUUGCAAAGGUUGACAUACAAGUGGCAACACCCUCGUUUGAUCACAACGGGUUGCCGAAGAAGCUUCGCCUAAAAAGUGUCCCCGGGCGAAUUUUGCCACGAUUAGAUGGUCACUACUUUUCUUGGUGUAAAUUUCUCCAUACGAGUCAGAAAAGUACGACCAACGUCGAGAAGAAAGUCGAGGUAGGACAGCCGUGGCUGCAGUGUAUUAUUUCCGCUUCAAGUACUGUCUCUGAGGAGCGAAUCUCAAACGUGCGCUCGCGCAAAGCAUUAAGAGUCAUCACGUCCAUAAAAAUACUCGAAGACAUGGAUAUCCCACCAACAGCUCAAAUUCAGAUUCGUAUCAUGGGUUUUAUCCGUCCACCUAAGCCAAACGCUGCCUUGGUUGGUAAUCCCAGUGGCGAAGCCGAAGCCGAAGAGCAGAUGCUUCUCGACGUUUGCGACAUUGAACUCACACGCAAUAUGCUGGAUAGCCCUGCAUGGCAACCCCAUUAUGUGCCCGGUUCACUAAGUAGUCAAAGACCCGUCGAGGGCAGCGAGCCCGAGAAACAACAGUCUGGCAUAUGGGACAAAGCCAAGGAUGGAUAUGCUAACGUGCGUCUCAAAGGCCAGACGAUGGUUGGACAUAUUCCAUUUCAUCGUAUCGGUAUUAGAACGGAGACGGAUGAACUCAAGGAUAAGAACCUUGCUGUUUCUGGGUAUUAUAUACCGCGUUAG